Molecule: messenger RNA, 1724 nt
Organism: Paramisgurnus dabryanus
Lineage: Eukaryota; Metazoa; Chordata; Actinopteri; Cypriniformes; Cobitidae
Product: N-acetylneuraminate-9-phosphate synthase-like
Biological process (GO): carbohydrate biosynthetic process
Molecular function (GO): N-acylneuraminate-9-phosphate synthase activity
Source: RefSeq, a predicted model, not a curated record
CCAAAGAUCUGCUGGAGACCAUUUCUAAGCAGACAGGCUGUCACAUUAGACUCGUGAUGGAGAAGAAAGAUCUGGAGUGUCUGAUGACCGAGAAAACAUGCAGAAGGAUGAGGUGGCCUUCAUGGGUGCAGAAUGUGAAGAUGUGGAGAUCAUGACGCAGGUGGGGCUGAAUGCUGUACCUCCUGAUGCACCUGUGUCACGUCUCAUUGCAGCUGACUUCACCUGUCAGAGACCAGAGGGUCAUGGGGCGGUUUUUGAGUUUGCUCAGUACAUCCUGCAAAUGAAGAAAAAGACAAAGUCACAGAUGAGCGUGAUCUCCUCAAAAGGAAAAACUUUUUUGGAUAAGAGCCUUUUUAUCUACAAAAUGUCAUCUGAGUUUGAACUUUGUCCUGGAAGAAGAAUUGGGGGCUCCAAUCCCUGUUUUAUCAUCGCUGAGAUCGGACAAAACCAUCAAGGAGACAUUGAGAUUGCCAGAAGAAUGAUCAAAAUGGCUAAGGAUUGUGGAGCCGACUGUGCAAAGUUUCAGAAAAGCGAGAUCGAGCACAGAUUCACCAAACAUGCUCUGGAGCGCCCUUAUACGUCUCCUCACGCCUGGGGUCCAACCUAUGGAGCUCACAAGCAACACCUAGAGUUCAGUCACCAGCAGUACAGGGAACUACAGCAGUAUGCAAAUGACAUUGGCAUUUUCUUUACAGCAUCAGGAAUGGACGAGAUGGCUGUAGAGUUUCUUCACGAGAUAAAUGUGCCGUUUUUUAAAGUGGCAUCAGCUGACACAAACAACCUACAGUACCUGGAGAAAACUGCAAAGAAAGGUCGUCCCAUGGUGAUCUCCAGUGGUAUGCAGUCUAUGGACACCAUGCGCUGUGUUUACCAAACAGUGAAGAAGCACAAUCCUAAUUUCACCUUUCUGCAGUGCACCAGCGCUUAUCCACUGCCGACAGAGCACAUUAAUCUCAGUCUGAUCACUGAGUUUCAGAAGGAGUUUCCAGACAUUCCCAUAGGCUACUCUGGACAUGAGACGGGCAUUCAUGUGUCUGUGGCUGCCGUGGCACUGGGAGCAAAGGUGUUGGAGCGUCAUGUGACCCUGGACAAGACCUGGAAAGGCAGUGACCAUUCAGCUUCAUUGGAGCCAGCUGAGCUUGCAGAACUGGUGAAAGCCAUCAGGACUGUUGAGACGGCCAUGGGUUCACCAAUCAAACAGAUGCUGUCCUGUGAAUCAUCCUGCCAUAGCAAGUUGGGUAAGUCAGUGGUCGCCCUGGUUCCACUGCAGAAGGGUGUGACAUUAACUCUCGACAUGUUGACAGUAAAAGUGGCUGAACCGCACGGUAUGGCACCCGAGAACAUCUUCAAACUGGUGGGCAAGAAAAUCACUGUGGACGUGGGAGAAGAUGACACCAUAACUGAUGAUAUGAUAGAAUAAUGAAGAGCAGAUUUUUUGUUAUUUAGACAUACUGUGUUGUUAUUGAAAACAUCUUUAUAGUCAAGAAUGAAUCUAAAUCUGUGUGUUUUAAUGAAAGCAGAGAAAGCAUGAUUGGCUGUUGUACAUUAGAAUGGAGUGUCUCUGAAACCCUACUACAGUACAUACCCCUGUAAUGAUGUGUAAACUCAUAACAUGCAUAAAAAAGAGUGUAACGCAAAAUAAAUAAAAUGUGAAAUAUCAGUUGAUCAUAAACAACUCAAGUAUAUCACUGUAUUAAAUGAUUAAAAUGACAAUAAAAAUGUAC